Xiphias gladius (swordfish) is the source of this 1724-nucleotide messenger RNA. RefSeq lists its product as uncharacterized. Bases 71 to 682 code for a protein of 203 amino acids. Gene Ontology annotation, cellular component: membrane. Lineage: Eukaryota; Metazoa; Chordata; Actinopteri; Istiophoriformes; Xiphiidae. The record is from RefSeq and is a predicted model, not a curated record. The transcript has 7 exons.
CACAACAUUCUCUUCCCCUGUAUCUUUCACACACUUCUCUGCUUGCAAAACUAAAACAAGUUGACUGACAAUGGAGGGUGCUGAGCCAACAACUAGGAAGAGAACAGGGCGAGAUGGGACUCAGGAGGCAGACCCCAGGGUGCUGAUGUCCAGCAAGCCUCUGCAUCGCUUUGUCCAGAAAGAGCCCAGAAGCCUUGGGAUUGUCAUUUUGAUCUUUGGCUGUACAGAGCUCAUGAUGGGAUUUCAGCUGGCCAGUGAAAGUUUGUUAAACUCCUCUGGAAUCUACAUCCCCUUCUGGCAGGGAUUUCUGUUUCUUGUCUGUGGCAUCCUGUCCAUCUACACUGAGAUACAUCCAUCCAAGAAAAUGGUGACUGUGUGUUUGGCCAUGUAUGUGGUUUCCCUCUUGGGAAUAGUAGUCUCUAUUUGCUACAGGGCACACUGUUUUGCCCAUUAUAGCUUCAUUAGUCACAUCGCAGGGUACUCAAUGGAGGAGAAAUGGGCCUACAACAGAUUGGAACAGCUUGUCGGUGUUGAGGGCUUACUGGUCAUUUCCUCUGUGUGUGUGUCAGGGCUUCUCAUCUUCUUGUGUACCAUCGCACGUUUGGCACUGAAAUCCACACACACUCAGGUUAUUGUCCAGUGCAUCCCUGCACCACCAGAGAGUGACACAACAUCAAACUAAGAGCAAUCUUUUCAGCUCUUAUUCUACAAUAACUAACACUUGUUUUACUGCAGUUCACCUAUCCUGUGAAAGAAACAUAACAACAGAGUUUGUAAAACACUAUAUUACAUGUGAAUGCUACACCACCUCGUGGCAGUGGCCCUACAGCCAGCUUUUUUAGUUACUUACAUCUACACUAAGCUUCACUGUAAAUUAGUCCUGAAUGAAGAAAUGCAUUACUGAACCACAUUUGUUUGCUUUUUGUAAAGCUUGUUUGGGAACGAAAAUGAUUUCUGUUUUCUCAUGUGAGAUAAAUAUUUUACAUGCACUUACUAAGGGAAACCACUAUUGUCUCUAGCAAGGCUUAUGUGUACUUACUGUAUGGGUCAAGGUAAACACUUACCUUACAUUAUUGUAUUACAUUAUUACAUUAUUCACAGUGCACAUUAGACUUUGAAUUAAAGCAUCAAGGCUAGCAGGUCUCACACAAUGUUAGAUCACCUAAGACCAUGUUUCCAUAUUUACAUUAAAAUAAAUUAGAAGUACAUUUAGCGUCGGCACCACAGUCCCCCAGCCCACACUGUUUAAUUCAAACAUACCCCAUCAGGUAUUUGGAAUUUCAAUGAAAUAUUGUGGACACCAUCUGUACACCUUUAAUAUUUGUGUUGUCCACACUUCUGAUCAUCUGCAUUAUUAUUACAGUAUGUGCAGUGUCUGGGCCAAGCUCAGAGUGAAAUUGUAGAUGCAGAUGAAUUGGUAAGAUAAAUAUAAUAAUCUAUUUGGCAUAUUCUUAUCUUAGUUGUUGACUUGAUGUAUAUGUUUAUAUAGUUCAUCAUGUUCAUUCACAUGACUGUGAUGUGAAGUUGUUCUUCUGUUGCCAUCUUUUGCCUGUGAAUGUGUGAAAAAUAGAUAUAGGUAGGCAGGGACUGCUUUUCAAAGAUCUAGCUUAGCUUUUAGCUAUAUUUUGUGCAAUCAAUGUGAUGUAUGUUGUCUUUGUUAAAUAAACAAUUUUUUAAAAAAUAAAACGAUGCUCAGAUUGAUAGUCAUGUAAAUAACCCACGCA